Paramecium octaurelia is the source of this 8351-nucleotide messenger RNA. NCBI's taxonomy places the organism in Eukaryota, Ciliophora, Oligohymenophorea, Peniculida, Parameciidae. The record is from the annotation of a GenBank genome assembly.
AUGAUAGAUUUCUUAUAAGAAUCAUAUUCUUUAGAUAAUAAAGAAUUACGCCAAUCAGCAUUAAUUGAUAUACAGAUUGCUGAAUAAAUUGAAAUAGACUAAUCAGAUUAGUAACACUUGCCUUUUGGAAUUUGGUCAAAAUAUAAUCCCUUAGGUCUCGCCACUUUGAAGGAUGCGUAUGGCCUAUUCGACAGUAAUUGUUUUUAAAUAAUCAAUUCUGUUGAUUAUGCAACUUAAAGUUUAAAUUUUAUUUAAUAUGAUUGCGUCUAUGAUACCACUAAAGAGAUAAAAAAAUUCAUCUAAAUUGGAUUUAGUUAGACUGACUAGUUUAUAUUUUCAAUAUAGAUAGAACCCUCUGAAUAUGAAGAUAUUUGGUAUUUUUUUUACAUUAUAACAAAUAUUUCGAAAAAGAGAGUAGAAUUAACAAUUUCCUCCUAGCUAAAUGUGAUCUUUAAGGAAACUCUUGAACUUAUAUUACCUAAAAGAGACUAAAAAUUAUUAUUUACUUUUGGUGGGAGUUUUAAAGUAGAGAAUUCAAACAUCUUAUUAAUUGAAAAAGGAAGAAUAUUCUCGCUUUAUCCUGGUUAAUUAAUUGUAUAUAACUUUGAGAUGAAGAGAAUAUCAAUAGAUUUUGAUUAUUGGUUGGAAAUUACUUAAUUUUAUGAGGAAAUAUAAAAUUGUGAAUGUGUAACAGAUUUAAAUAUGAACGAAGUUCAUUUACUUUUUCUAGAUGUUUAGACAAAUCUUUUAUAAAAUAUCAAUUGCAAUUCUUAUACACUGGCUGGAUGGCUAAAGAUAUCAUAAAUUCAUCAAUCUUCUGAAGAGUUUAUUUAUUAGUUCCUGAAAAUAAGUACAAGCAUUGAGGGAAUAGAAACUGAAAAUUUAGCCACUUUUCAGCUUUACUAUCACAUUUCUUCUGUUUAAAAUAAGAUAAUAAUUACAACAUAUUAAUACGAUUUUCCAUCUGUUACAUAAGACUUUUCAAAUGAUCCAUUUAUAAUUAGAAGAGAAUUAAUAAUUUAUAAUAAUAUUACUUCAUGGCAAUAUAUUUACAUAAAUUUGCAAGAGAAUCGCUUAGAUUUUUCUAUCAUAUUUUACGAAGCUUCAAGUUCUCAAUCAUAUGAAACCAUAUUUAAUGUUAAGUAAUUCCAUAAUUAAUAAUUAAAGAUUUCUUGUGGAAAUAUUUAAUAAACAAAAUUAGAUUAUUUAGAUGUGAUUGUAAGAAGUUAGCUAUUUAGCAAUUGUAUGCAAGAUUUAAAAUAACAAAAAUGUCAUUAGAGCUGUAAAGAAUGUGAUGGACCCACUAAGUAUCAUUGUUUAAGUUGUUCUAAAGAAUUGAAAAGAAUAUAUAUUCCAGAGUUUAAACAAUGUGAUUGUCAAUAUGGUACCGUUGAUUACAAUAAUGCAUGCAUUGAUUACAUCGAUUAAUAUCUAAAUUUAAAUCUUUAGUUAAAUGUCAAACAAAGAAACAACUUAAAUUGUAAAAUGGGUUACUUUGAAUUAGAUGGAGAUUGUAUAAAAUGGUAAUUAUCAUGCAUUAUUAUUUUUCAGCCCUUCGAGAAUCUAUAGGGAUUUCUUAAAUUGUUUUGAAUGCUUUAGUCAGCCAGAUACAUGGUUUCAAAAACCAUAUUGCAGUCUAAAUUUAGAAUUUACUAAAAUAUUAGGUUAAUAUGAAAGACCGAUUACCUAGAAUUUUUACUUACACGAUUCCUCUGACUUAAUCUCAACUAACAUUCCUUGGUAUGACGUUGGAGGAAUAAGUAUUAAAAAUGAACGACUUCUUUAUGAGUACUUUUAGUUGAGCUUAUAGAUUUUCGUUUCAUUAUGUAAUUCAUAGAAAUCUAAUAUAUCUGGUGAACACUCUUGUUAUGCUUGCGAUAUUCGUUAUUGUUAAAGUUGCGGAUUAACUUAAAAUAAGGGUAUUUUUUGUUUAAAAUGUGAAUAUCCAAAAGAACUUGUUAAUGGCAGAUGUACCGAUUAUGAAAUAUUUAAUUACACAUCAUGCUUGCCUCCAUAUUAUGCAUCAUUUUCGAGAAAGUGUGAGUUAUGCCCAAUAGAGAAUUGCAUAUACUGUUUCGAAUUUGUAUAUAAUGGUGGAUUCUAAAUGAGUAUUGAAUUUUCAGAUUUAUUUAAUAAAGAGGAUAUACAAAUUGGUUGUUUGUUAUGUGAAAAAGAUUAUAAUUAUAAUUUCUAUCAUUAAAGAUGCAUAAAAAAGGCUCCUACUAUAAAUAACUGUGUGACAUCGGUUACAAAACCAAAAAAUGAAGAAAUAUGUUUAACAUCAAGUUUAGAUAAUUUUCAAGUCUCAAAAGAGAUUAAUCAUUGCGGUUCAUUAAUAUCAUAUUGCUCAGUGUGUUUUAUUGAUUACAAUAACAAAAUAACAUGCUUAAAAUGCGAAUCUGGUUAUGUGUUAUUUGAUGGAUUCUGUUAUUAUGGUGAAGAAGAAAGCGGUUAUGCUUUAAAUGAAUAUUGGAAUACGAAAGUAAAAAGUUUUUUAAUUAACUUUUAUCAAUAUUACGAUUAUAUUGAACCUUUAAAAUCAUAUCCAUGCGGUAAUUAUUGUAAAACAUGCAAAUAUUCAUUAGGAGAGUAUUAAUGUGAAGAAUGUUAUCUAGAUACAAGAGAUGAGGAUUUAUAUUUAAAAAAUUACAUGUGUAAAUCUUGUUAACCAUAUUGUUUGCUUUGUAACAGUCGAUAUGAAAUAGAUAUCUCAGUAAAUAUAUAAAAUUAUCAAAGGUAAUAGCACCAUUCCUUUUAACCACUUAUUACAAAACGCUAUAUACAUAUUAAUGUCUAUUCCCUAUUCUAGAUCCUAAUAUAUAUUACAAUCCUUAUUUAAAAACUACUUAGUAUUGUUUGGAAGGUGAUUGCAGUAAUGAACUAACUUAUGAAUUUUUUCAAAAUCAUUGUGGUUUUUCUAGAUUUCCAAAAUAAAUAGAUGAUAUAGGAAUUCAAACAGAAUAUUUGAAUAGCAUUGGAGCUGUUUCUAUGACCAUAGUUAUCAGAAUAGAAUUAGAAGGGGAUUUUUGUUUCCUAUCACCAACAAUAGCAACAACAGCUUCCAUAAAAUUUCUUGUGUUUACUUUAUAGAUAAUACAUUUGAAAUUAUUAGCGACAUCUCCUUUUUACAUGGCUAUUUUUGGUUAGAUUUAUAUCCAAGAAUAUGAUUCCUUUACAAUGAUUGGCUUUGGGAUAAUUUUAGAUUUCGAUAUGACAGAUUUCAACGUCAGUAAUAGCAAAAAUGAAGUAAGUUUUACAUUAAUAAACAAUACUAUAAAGGAUAGCUUAGUAUAAAAUGUUCAAUCCAUAUUUAAGACAAAAAACUUUGGUGAUGUAAACUUAAAAAAUAUAUCAAUAAUUAAUACCCAAUUUGUUAACUCAUCACUCUUUAACUUUAACUCAUUUAACUUAAUCGGGGAAGUUAAGAUCAAUUAAUUAUAAUUAUUUAAUUGUACUCUUACUGACUCAAUUUUGUUUGAAUUUUCUUACACCUAAUUUCCAAUAAAAUUCAUAAACUUUACUAUGGAUUAAUGUAAACUGUAAAAUUCAUCUAUUUUUAAUUUUAGAGCUAAUAAUCCAUUAAAUAUUCAAAUAUAUCUACUAAACAUAUUAAUUUAGAGAUCUAAAAUUGAGUCAGUCCUAAUUUUUAUAUUGUUCUUAACAAGUUGAUGUUAUUGCAAAUAAUUUAGUCUUUAAUUUUAACUAAUUAUUGGAUUCGAUUAUAUUUGGAUUUAGUUCUGGUUUAAACUCAUCUUAGAUUGAAGUUAAGAACAAUAUAUUUAUUCAAUCUUCGUUUAUGACAACUAUUUAGCUAAUAGCUCAACAAUUAGCAUCUUGCAAUUUAAUGUACAUAAUAAUAAGAAAUAAUAAAUUACAAAAUUCAAAUCUAUUUAAAUUUUUUUCAGAAUUUCAAUCAAAUGAUCUCAUUAUACGUUUUUAGAAUGUAUUAAUUGAAUACAAUGAAGGUUUAAUUACUCUAAACCAAGUAAGUUAUAUGUUUAACAUAAAUGGCAAUUCAAUUAUUUUGGAUAACUUUUAAAUCUACUAAACUAAAAAAAUUUCUAUCCUCAAUUUAUUUGAUUCCUAGAAUGUAGAACUAUUAAACUUUAUUGUUGAGAAUUCUGAAAUGGAAGAAAAGAUAUCUGUAACAAAAAGCUGUUUAUAAAACAUAAAUUUUUAAAACCAAAUAGUAUCAAUAGUUAAUUUUAAUACAAUUUCCAUAUCUAAUUUAAAAAUAAAAUAUAUAUAAAGUAUGGAUGAAUCAAUAAUUAAAAUUUUGUCUAAUAGUUAAUAUUUCUAAGAAAAAAUAAGCUAAUUAACAAUAAUAAAUAUUGAAUUUUAUGGAAAUCUUCUACAAUCACUAAAUUAAAAUCUUUAUUUUUCAUUAAUUACAAUUAUUUCUGACAGAAACCUGGAUAUUCAAAUAAAAAAUGUGGUUUUUUUAAAUAAUAUAAUGCAUGAGUAUAAUGAAAAUUCAUUAAGGGAUUCAGCAGCAUUGUUCUACAUCUCAACUUUAGCAAGUACAAUCCAAAUAGAAAAUUUAUAUUGCAAAUACAAUGCAAUGACGAACUCAUCGAAUUCAUUUAUUCAUAUUGCUGCUAAAUCGUUGAAAAUGCACGAUGUGCACGUAAGAAAUCAUAAUAUUCUGCCCUUUAGUAUUUGGAAUUAUUAUUAUAAUUUGAUAUAGGGUAAUUAAGACCAAAUCUAAUCUCAAAUUAUGUAGGUUUUUUUAAUAAAAACAAUUGGAGGUGCAGCAUACAUUCAAACAUCAAAUUUUUUAUGUAUCAACUCAUCUUUUGAAGAAAUAAUGGCUGCAAAAAUUUCGGUUUUUGAUAUCGUCACAUCAAGUGAUGGAACAGUUAUGAUGCAAAAUCUAUCUGUUAUUUCAACUAGAAAUAGUUUUGAGGAAAGUGUUGAAAGUGCAGGAUGCUUAAGUGUUAAUGCGAUUAAAAGUAUAUUAUAUCUUUAAAUUAAAAAUGCCAAAUUUCAGAAUAUUCUAAACAGGAUGGCAUCAUCCAUAAUUACAAUAAAUCCUUCGAUACAGAAAAAUAAAUUGAGAUUCUAAAAUAUGUCGAUAAUAAAUUGUGUUUCAUUAAAAAAUUAGAUUGUUAAAGUUUAAUUUAUUAUUUAAGCAAAUAAAUACAAUUCCAUCUCAUUUACAAAUUUAAUGAUUCGCUAAAAUUUAGAAUCUUGGGUCGAUUUGUUUUCGAACACAGGAACUUUGUCUGACUCUGAAAUUCAAGAUAUAAUUGGGAAAGAUAAUGCAAUGAUAUAUUUAGAGAAUUGUGAUGCUACUUUAGAAAAUCUUUUUUUUGAAGGAAUGCUUUUUUCUAGUAUUCUUAAUUUAAAUAACAUAAAUUCUCUAAAUAUGCUAAAUUGUUCAUUUUAUAAUGUUUAGAAUAUUUAUACAUAAAAUCUAAUUUAAAUUACUUAAAGCGCGUAAUAACAGUAAAGUGUUUCCUUAAGAUAUUUGAAUUUCAAAUAUGGAUCCAUGUAUAUUAUCGAUCAUUCAAUGAAUUAAGAAUACUUAUCAAAAUAUAACAAAUAUUUCAUUUUUGGAUGUUUUAUAUAGAGUUUUUCAGUUGAAUCUUUAGAGAAAAAUUACUUUUAUAGCAAUACAAUAUAACUAGUAUAAUAAAAUCAAUAACAAACAUCAAUAAUUUAUGUCAAGAGCUACUCAAACCAAGGUGUUUUUAUUUUUGAUAGGAUUUAAUUUUAAAAUAAUAAUUAUUCUGCUACUUACUAAGGAAUAAUCCAUUUUGAUAAUAUCAAUUUUAAGAGAUUCUAAAUUAUUAGAUUUGAUUGCAAUUAUAAUUUUAUCAAUAAGUAUGGAUGCUUAAAUAUAAUUGGUAAUUAAAAUGCUUCUAACUUGUUUGAAGUUAAAAAUUCACAUUUUAUUUCAAACCUUGGUACUUAAGGAGUUGCAAUAAAGAGCAGUGAUAUAAUAUUAAAGAUAAAAAAAUGUAAAAUUAUUUCUAAUAUUGCACUUUCUUAAGGUGGAGGUUUAUAUUUGCAACUUAACUCUAAAAAGUUUUAUAUUUCUGAAACUAUCAUAAUUGACAAUAAAGCUCAAUAGGGAGGAGGAAUUUACUAUGAAUAGGAUAAUGAUCUCUCAAUGAAAACCUAAGAUUAAACUUUCAUUUACUUCAAUCAGGCAGAGUUAUAUGGAAAUAAUCUAGUAGAAAAUCCUAGUUAUUUGCAAUUAUAUAUUAAUUCAAAAGCUAUGAAUGCCAUAGAAUAGAAAAUAAAUAAUAUUUCAACAAGCAUCCUAAAAAUGAGUCCAUACAUUGUAAUGGAAUAAGGUAUUACAAAAUAUACUGAAAUGCUUAUGCUUCCUAGUACAUAAGUAAUUGAUACUUAUCAAAUAUUUUUUCUCAAUGAGGCUACUUUCUUGACCUACAUUAAAACUUUAAAAAUUGUUUUCAAAAAUAGCAAGGGAGAAGUACUUCAUAAUAAUUAUAAUUCAACUUGUGAAGUAUCAGAUUACAUUGUUACAAAGGAAACAGGAGAAAAAUAAAAAUCUUCUUUAAUUUAGCACUUACUAUACUAGACAUCCGAUAAUAAUUUUGAAUUAAAUACUUUAGUUUUUCGACUUGACCCAUAUAAAUAGGAAAAUCGUCACUUAGAAAUUCAAAUAUUUUGUAAGACUCAAAAUUCUCAAAAUGGUCUAAAUUAUAUCAUAAAUGCAAAAAGUUUUAAAUGUUAGCUAGGAGAAUUUUAUAUCGAAGAUGGCUGCUAGAUUUGCAAAUUUAGUCAAGGUUUCUAUAGCGUAACCUACGAUGCAAUUAAAUGUUCGAUUUUUGAUAAAACUAAAUUCUAGACAGUAACUUCUAAUAUGAUAAAUUUAAAAAAGGGGUUUUGGAGACCGAAUCAUUUAUCCGAUGCAACAGAGGAAUGUUAUAAAAAUGCAGAAUUUUGUUAAGGAGGAUGGGAGGUUGGAGAUUCAAUUUGUAUUAAAGGUCACAUAGGCGCACUAUGCGAGAUGUGCGAUUUAUAUAAUAUAAGGGGAGAGGGGUAAUAUAUUAGAAGUUAAUAAAAUUCAUAAUGUGUUUCAUGUUCAAAUGAGUAGAGCAGCAUUUUCCCUUUUAUUUUUACUUUAUUUUAGUAUAAAAUAUUAUUUACUUUAGGGCAUUAUUAUCUCUAACAUUAUCACUUAAAAGUAUCAAUAAAUCAAAUUCUUUGUUUAGUUCACUAAGUGUUUUUUAACAUAAAUUUAGUAAAAUACUAUUUAAGUUAAAUUAAGGUAAUUAUAAAUUUACAUUUAGAUCAUGAGGGUAUAUUAAUUAAGAUCUUAUUAAAUUACUUAUGGAUAUUUUCAUCCAUAUUUACUUUUAAUAUAAAGUUUUCAUUUUCUAUCUUCUUUAUAGAACAAUCAAGUAAUAGCUUUUAAUUUAUGGUCAAUAAUUUAGAUUGUUAUUUAUCAGAUUUAUAAAUACAUUUAAUAUACGCUUAAAUUAUUGUUUUAAUCUUAUUAAUGCUGCUACAAUUUUAUUUUAUGCUGAUAGUUUCAUUUAUUUAUCAUCAACUAUCAUCAUAGAAAAUGGAUAAGAGUAUAAUUUCAAACACUCUGCUUUGCUUAUAUGUUUUUAAUUAUGGAGGAUUAAUAAAAUUGUAAUACAGAAUUAUAAAUUAGUUUGUGUUCGAAACUGUCCAUUAGAUAAAUAUCUAAUAUUGAUUACAUUCAAGGAGAUGUUUCAUUAAUGUUUAAUAGUUAGGAACACUAGUUAUGGGUUUAAUUUCUUAUUAUUCCACUCUUGUUAAUUUUUGGAGGUAUUAUUCCAAUUUCAUUAUUUUUAUUGAUGCUUCUAAAUAGAUUUCACUUGUAUAAGAUACAAUUCAGAAAACAUAUUUGUUAUUUGUUUAAUGAAUACAAUGAAAAUAGAUAUUAUUGGGAGUAAAUUAAAUUGAUAUAGAAGUUAUGUAUAAUCUUAAUAAUGACUAACUUUGAGAACAAUUUGUUAUUUAAAACAACUUUAUUAGGCUUAUGCUUAGAAGCAUAUUAAGUUUUGGCUAUAAAUAAUAAACCUUAUAUCAUUUCUAAAUUUAACAAAUUAGAUUUAUAAUCUGGCUAGAUUUGCUUAAUCGCAAUAUUUCUUGCUGCAACUAAAUAUGAAAGUUAAGUCUUGCAAAACAAUGUUUUAUCAAUGUUCCUUUAAACAAUUUUGAUUGUAUUAUUAUUUCGACUUAGUUUUCCUUUUAUUAAAGACAUUCUAAGUAUUUAUUUCAAAAAAUAUUCAACACCAAUUUUAACAAAGCUUAAUCUAUAUUUGAGAUAAUCAAAAAUUAAUAUUUAAAAAAUAUUGGAAAUGGUUUGGAUAGGGAAUUUCUAAAAAAAAAACAAUUACAAAUGA